GAGGCGCAGAACCUACACAAGAUACUAACGAGACCCAAAGACUGCAAUAUGAAGGUCCGUGUUGGUGUGGAGAUGCUGGCGGCGUUGGUCGUGCUGUUCCUGGCUUUAGGUGCGAGUGACGGCGUGGUGAUGAACAAGUGUGAACUGGGGGACAAACUGAACUCAACUCUUCCUGAAAACCUUUUGGACCAGAUCACCGACCUGGUGGCCAAGAUUGUGUGCCAUGUAGAGCUGAGCUCUCACUUCAACACCAGCGCCAUCAAUCAUGUCAUUGGACCUAACGUUCAUAGUUUCAUCCGUGGAGGCCGUGGUGGACGGAAGGGCAGGUCUGCAGAGUCCAGCAGUGAGGAGUCCAGCGAGGAAGACAGUGACUCAUCCAGUGGUGAAGGACGCCGAAAGAGAUCCACAUCGACGUCAAGCAGUGAGGAGUCCAGUGAGGAAGACAUCAAGGUGCCUAAACCUAAUUUCAAUUCUUCAACGGUUCAUCCAGUCACUCGUCCCCAAGGUACCAACUCAUCCAGCAGACACGGUCAUAGAGGACGCAAGGGCAGGUCUGCAGAGUCCAGCAGUGAGGAGUCCAGUGAGGAAGACAGUGACUCAUCCAGUGGUGAAGGACGCCGAAAGAGAUCCACAUCGACGUCAAGCAGUGAGGAGUCCAGUGAGGAAGACAGUGACUCGUCCAGUGGUGAAGGACGCCGAAAGAGAUCCACAUCGACGUCAAGCAGUGAGGAGUCCAGUGAGGAAGACAGUGACUCAUCCAGUGGUGCAGGACGCCGAAAGAGAUCCAGAUCUAGGUCAAGCAGUGAGAAGUCCAACAAGAGAAACAUGUGGACUUUGUACGGGUUGUUCCAGCUGCCCGACCGUAUCGCCUGCACCUCUGGGUCUGAACCCUCUCUCGACCUCUGCAGUAUGGCCUGUGACAGUCUGAUCGAUGACAAUAUCACAGAUGACAUCGCCUGUGUUGAGACCAUCCUCAAUAAGAUGUUGUCAGCAGCAAACAAUCCAGGACCGAAUAAAGCACUUUUCAACAAAUUGUAUGCUAAUUUCUUCCAGAAGGAGUGCAAGAACGUGGAGGAUUUGGCGUACUUCUCCACUUGCUAAAACAGACAGCAGGCCUAGCAAACAUCUCGACUCAGUUCUACUCGAAGAAAUUCACUUUUUAACUGCUGACAUUUGACUUAGCUUAUGGCUACUUCUAAAAUGAUUCAAUCCCACCUAACUAGAGUAUAUUUUGAUCAGUGUCUCACUGUGAAAAACAAUUAUAAUCACGUAAUUUUCGAUAGAUUACGGCUACAUCGAGUCCAUUAACCCUGGGUUAAAUUACACUUCAACGCACCGAACGAGUCGGGAGAACGCUGCUGCUUAAACCUGUAGCAUGCCCUUCUUUGGCCAUGUGUUUCUCUCUUCUGUUUCUCACGUCUACUUCAUUAUCAAUUUAUUAUUUCUGACUAUGAUUAUCAUACAGACCCUGUUGUGUAUUUCGUUUGAAAAGAGAGCUGUCUCCUCCAUCAUAUCUGCUCGAGUUGACGUCUCUGUUAAUAAAAUGUUUUUAAUUAAGAUGGCCAACAGGCAGAGGGAAGACUGUCAGUGUAACACUGUAUCUAAAUUGGCACGACGUCGCAACUCAUUGGCUCAUUGGGAAGACGUCGUCACAACGUCGUUUAUCGCGUAGUGUGUGAUUUCACUUCAUUGAAAGACACCUGCGGGUGAUGAGUUACAUUUAACUCAUCAUUUAUUUAACACACAACUGACUACAAUCAGCAGCUGGAUGAAUAUUUCACCUGGUCUGAAAGUAUAAAAAAGCGAAUAAUAAAGAACAGACAUUAACUCUGCUUUUAACCUAAAACAAACCAGUUGCACGUGUCGUGGGUGAGACGUCAUUUCCCUGUGUGUGCGUUAUCUGGGAUCCAGAUUAAAUGGGAUUAGAUAGUCUAUUUGGCCACACAAGAACACACACACACACACACACACACACAUAGAUUUAUUUUUGCCAGCUGAGAAAAAACAGAGAGAAAAGCUCUGAUAAAACCGGAUAAGAGUUCAAUUUCAAACAAAUAUGCUGUUCAUUUAAUCUUUUUCCCUCUUUGCCUAUUCGUUUUAAAUUUCUUAUCUAAUCUAAAAGCAUGAAAAAAUGUUUUGUUUGAAUAAAAUCUGGCAAGACAUUCAA
Molecule: messenger RNA, 2167 nt
Organism: Ictalurus punctatus (channel catfish)
Lineage: Eukaryota; Metazoa; Chordata; Actinopteri; Siluriformes; Ictaluridae
Exons: 5
Coding region: 49-1101 (350 amino acids)
Source: RefSeq, a predicted model, not a curated record